Molecule: messenger RNA, 2662 nt
Organism: Zonotrichia leucophrys gambelii
Lineage: Eukaryota; Metazoa; Chordata; Aves; Passeriformes; Passerellidae
Gene: TRAF3IP2
Product: TRAF3 interacting protein 2
Exons: 11
Coding region: 582-2210 (542 amino acids)
Biological process (GO): positive regulation of canonical NF-kappaB signal transduction; humoral immune response
Source: RefSeq, a predicted model, not a curated record
GAAUGAGGAAGUUUCAGCUGGUCUUACACGCAUCAUGUGAUUGUCUUCAGUAGUCUGAAUCACAGCUGAUUUAACAUUUGGCACCGACAGUAGGAGGCCGAGGGCCGAAAGCAAGGGAUGACUUUCCCGACGAGGCACACCGUUUAGGAACCACACCGGGGUUCCCCCGAGUUAUUUCUCCGCGGCGCUCAGGCAGAGGCCGCCCGGCUUCCCGGGAGAGGCGGCGAGCCGCACGGAGCAUGGCCGGGGAGCCCUGAGCCUCCCUCCAAGUGUCACUCCCCCACAGAGGCUCUCCCGCCGCGCCGAGCCCUGCGUGCUCUUCCACUUCCUGCUGCAGAGCCAGUUCUGCCGCUCACCUGGGAGAGGCAGGCAGGCAGGGAGGGUGUCGUAAAAGGAGGGAAAGCCGCCCGGCCGGCUGAGGAAGGAGCCCCGGGCGCGGCGGGGAGCGCGGGAGGCGCGCAGCCCUCUCGCUCUCCCGGGGCAGCCCAGCGCGAAGCUCCCUCGCCCGCAAGUUUGCUGAAAAAUCCUGGCCUUGCAGUAAGGCAGCUGACUCACUUCCGGUUCAACAAAAAACUUUGGAAAUGGCCUCUGUGUCAGGCACUUUUGUGGGUCGAAGCAUACCAGUCGAAGUGGAUGAAUCCCUGCCGUUGUCCCAGUUACCUGAACAUGUCUUGGAAAAGGCUUUGCAGCCUUCUGGAGAGGAUAUGGAGGAUGAGGAGGCCCAGAGCUCACGUGUUGCUCGAGCACCUCAGGGCAAUCCCUCUAGCCUUUGCAGAGCACCAGCACAUCAUCAUUCAGCACUGUCCGUGGAGCCAGACAGCAGCUUGUGGUCAAAAUAUACUGAUCCUGAUGGAGGUGGACACUCCUGUCCCCCUGGUGAAUCAAUAUCAGGAGUAUUUCCCUCGAAGACACAUUCUAUAGCUAUGGACAAGCCAGGCAUGCAGCCAAGAUCGCAGCUUUCAGCUGACACCAGGCACAAGUCCAGUAAACCAGAGCAGAUCUUGUCUGAUGUUCCUGAGGACUCACUGGAGGAGAGCAGCCAAGGGAGUUCACAGCCACAGCAACCCUCAGGAAACAGACUCCUGGCAGAGCUGGGGACUGUAGAUACUGGGUACAACUCCCAGUCCCAAGACGUCAUGGGCAUCAGGCACCUGGAGCCCCCGUUACCGCUGGUGUCUGUGCUGAACCCCCAGGACCUCCCAGGACCACUGAUCUCCAGGGAGUUUUUGGGCCCUGAGCACCAGCAGUGCCCUGUGUGCCACCACUUGCCCCAUCCCAACACGCCCUCGCAGGCCCUCGGCUGCCCCAGGCACGGCUGCCCGGCACAGCAGCCCCCGCCAGGCCCAUAUGGCAGAGCUCCUUACCAACAUUUUGCUGAGCCAUCGCAACCACUUCCUCCUGUUCCUGGACCUUGCAUGCGAGUUAUCCGCCCGGCCCAGCAAGUCAUCCCCAAUUACUCAAACCUCCGUGCUCCCAAAGGCACUGGAGAGCGACCACCCCAGAGGACGUGCUCCUCCCCUGGUCCUCCUCCAUUCCCAAACCAGCUAUACAACCAGCCACCCAAUGGUCAGCUGCCCCCCAAGGCCUGUGGACCAGAUGAAGCAUGUGGUUGUCCUUCUGACAAUUUUCCAUCUCCAGCUGCUGUCCCAAGACCUCUCAGCAACCCUGCAGCCAGGGGAACUCUGAGAACCAGCAAUUUGCCGGAGGAGUUGCGCAAGGUUUUUAUAACCUACUCAGUGGAUACGGCAGUGGAGGUUAUGAAAUUUGUGAACUUCCUGUCUGUAAAUGGAUUUCAAACUGCUAUUGAUAUCUUUGAGGACACGGUACGAGGUAUUGACAUCAUUAAGUGGAUGGAGCGCUACCUAGGUGAUAAGACCGUGAUGAUAAUCAUAGCAAUCAGUCCAAAAUACAAACAGGAUGUGGAAGGGGCUGAAUCCCAGCUGGACAGGGAUGAACACGGCUUACAUACUAAAUACAUCCACAGGAUGAUGCAGAUUGAAUUUAUACAGCAAGGAAGUAUGAACUUCAGAUUCAUCCCUGUGCUUUUCCCAAAUGCUAAAAAGGAGCACGUGCCUACCUGGCUGCAGAACACUCACAUUUAUAGCUGGCCAAAGAAUAAGAAGAACAUCCUGUUGCGGCUGCUGCGGGAGGAGGAAUACGUUGCCCCUCCAAUAGGACCUUUACCAACACUCCAGGUUGUGCCGCUAUGAACAUUUUAACUUCAAGCACACCACGAGUGGUUGUUAAAGGCUUGUUCCUGGCAGGGAGCCAACACUCUUCCAGAUGGCUCUUUUUGAUGACAGAAGACACUCUUUCUGCUAAAGGAAUUGGUUGUCUUGGGUUACUCAGGCUCAGCUUGUUCUCUACCAUGUUAACAUCUAUUUCCAAAGCUGAUGGGGCAGAACUCUCUUCUCUAGAUUUUUUAAUAAGCUACAAAUGGAAAGAAUGUUUUAUUUUAACAUCUGGUUUUAACAUAUUCCUUUUAUUAGUCAUUAUAGCAAACAAAUACCAGAAAUAAUGUUGCAAUAAGUGUAAAAUAAAAAUUACAUCCUCCUUUUUGCUCAGGGUUUCUUUAAAGAUAUUCCUGCUCUGUAUAGCAAUAUUGAACCAUCAAUUUGUAUAUACACUAUUAAAUAUAUUUGCCUUUUGUAAGGCAAUCUUA